Lathyrus oleraceus (garden pea) is the source of this 1242-nucleotide messenger RNA. RefSeq lists its product as uncharacterized. The coding region runs from base 225 to 1058 and encodes 277 amino acids. The transcript is spliced from 5 exons. The record is from RefSeq and is a predicted model, not a curated record. Lineage: Eukaryota; Viridiplantae; Streptophyta; Magnoliopsida; Fabales; Fabaceae.
UAAUUUCUCUCUUUCAAAGCUUUUACCGGAAGAAGACACAAAUCUUUGUGAACUGCGCAAGCAAUAGGAAUAGGUUCUUUCUCCCCAUACAUUAUCCACGUCCUGAGAGACACGCUUUUUCAUUCAUCAUUCCCUCUUUGAUGGAACCAAACAAAUUCUGACCGAAUAUAAGGUAGGUAGGUACCUUAAGGUAACAUGUUUUCUGGUUGAAUUUGAUUGGGACGAUGAUGUCGUUGCAACAAUCAAGCUUCUGUGUUACUCCUUCCUCGCUUUUCAGCCAUUCACUCAAACAAAGGAACCAACUUCGUCUUCACCAACAACUGGGUUCCUUUCGUUUUCCUAGAAAGGUUAAAGCUUCUACCUUUAUAGUUUCUUCUUCUCUUGGUGCUGGUUUUUUCAAUGAUAUCGCUCAAAUUGCCCAGAAUAAGGUUCUGAUUGCAGCUGGAGUUUCUAUGGCAAUUGGGCAAUUUUCUAAGCCAUUUACUUCUGUGUUUCUGUAUGGCAAAGAGUUUGAUGUCAAGGCUCUUAUUCAAGCGGGAGGUUUCCCUUCGUCACACUCUUCUGCAACAGUGGCUUGUGCAACACUCCUUGGCCUUGAGAGAGGCCUCUCAGAUCCCAUUUUUGGUCUUGCACUUGUUUAUGCUGGUCUGGUUAUGUAUGAUGCUCAGGGUGUAAGAAGAGAAGUAGGGAUUCAUGCUAGGACAAUGAACAAACUACUUCUCAAUAUGCAUGUCAACUAUUUACAUUCCAAACAUAAAGAUGCUUUGAUCAACUCUCAAUCUGGUUCAUCCAUUCCACCAAAACUAGAAGAAACUCAUGAAACCACUUCUUUGGAAGCACAACAAGCCAAUGCACGUGUAUUAGUUAAACGAGAAGGCGAAAAAAGGCAAAGUGAUGAGGAGUUACUAUCAUCCUCUGGCUUCUCAGAAGAAAUCUCAAACUUGGUUGCUGAUGGUUUACUGCCAUUUAAAGAAUCUGUUGGUCAUACUGAUGUUGAAGUCGUAGCUGGUGGUUUACUUGGAUUUUUGGUGGGUUUGGCUGUGUUUAAUUUAAAGUAGUCUUGAUUUUUGAUGAAGUAUUUUAGAAAGGGAUCCUUAUAUUGAAUAGGUUAUAGAAAUGAAAGUAAAAAAAGAGUUCAAGUAUAGCUGAAUUUAUGGUUGGGUUCUUUGAACAAAUAUUAUAAGUAUCAUAAAGUAUUUAAUUUUAUCAACUGAAAAUAAAAUAACCAAACAUGAUGUCUUA